ACGGGGCCAGACGUAACACCAGUGCGGGCGAACGGCGAGCUAUACAGCGAUACGGUCCUCUCGAGCCGCGGUGGAAGAUGGCAGCUCGUCUGAUGCUCAAGAAAAAGACAUAGACGGCGUACUCUGCGUCGCCUCUUCUGUCGUGAAAGCUUCGACAUUUUCUCCAGAUUACCAACACCCCAAAUGAACUCCGUCAGAGCAAGUAACGUGAACAGAAGACCUAGGCGAGUAUCAAGGCCGCGCCCGGUGCAGCCCGAUAGGAACCACCAGGAAAGAGCAUUUUCCCCCUCGUCUACUAAUCGUAGAUGAGGACAUUCCUGCAGAAAUGGUUGCAGAAGAAUCUGGUCCAGGAGCUCAGAAUAGUCCCUACCAACUUAGAAGAAAGUCUCUACCUAAGAGAACGGUGUGUCCCACAAAGACAAACAUGGAGGGUGCCUCCACUUCAACAACAGAAAACUUUGGACACCGACCUAAACGCCCCAGAGUUUCAGGAAAGGGUCCCGAUUUACCAGCUGCUCCAGCAGAACAGUAUUUGCAAGAGAAGCUUCCAGAUGAGGUGGUGCUGAAGAUCUUCUCAUACCUGCUGGAGCAGGAUUUGUGCCGUGCAGCUUGUGUGUGCAAGCGCUUCAGUGAGCUGGCCAAUGACCCCAUCCUCUGGAAGAGACUGUACAUGGAGGUUUUCGAAUACACUCGACCUAUGAUGCAUCCGGAGGCAGGAAAGUUUUACCAGAUAAAUCCGGAAGAACAUGACCAGCCAAACCCAUGGAAGGAGAGUUUUCAGCAACUGUAUAAAGGUGCCCACGUUAAGCCAGGCUUUGCAGAACACUUCUACAGUAAUCCUGCCAGAUACAAAGGGAGAGAUAACAUGUUUUAUUAUGACACCAUUGAAGAUGCACUCGGAGGAGGUCAGGAGCCUCAUUUUGACGGCUUGAUAUUUGUGCAUUCUGGUAUUUACACAGAUGAGUGGAUCUAUAUUGAAUCCCCCAUCACCAUGAUUGGAGCUGCUCCUGGAAAGGUUGCAGAGAAAGUCAUCAUUGAGAACACCAGAGACUCCACCUUUGUUUUCAUGGAAGGCUCUGAAGAUGCUUACGUUGGAUUUAUGACAAUCAGGUUCAACCCUGACGAUAAAUCUGCCCAGCACCACAACGCGCACCACUGCUUGGAGAUUACAGUCAACUGCAGCCCCAUCAUUGACCACUGCAUCAUUCGUAGCGCAUGUACAGUUGGGUCAGCUGUGUGUGUCAGUGGUCAGGGGGCUUGUCCCACAAUAAAACACUGCAACAUCAGUGACUGUGAAAACGUUGGUCUUUACAUCACCGAUCAUGCGCAGGGGAUCUACGAGGACAAUGAGAUCUCAAACAACGCUUUGGCUGGGAUUUGGGUAAAAAACCACGGCAACCCAAUAAUCAGGAGGAAUCACAUCCAUCAUGGCAGAGAUGUCGGUGUUUUCACGUUCGAUCACGGCAUGGGUUACUUUGAGAGCUGCAACAUCCAUAGAAACCGAAUAGCUGGUUUUGAGGUGAAGGCAUACGCCAACCCCACGGUGGUUCGCUGUGAGAUCCAUCACGGUCAGACUGGGGGCAUCUAUGUGCACGAAAAGGGCCGUGGGCAGUUCAUUGAAAACAAGAUCUAUGCAAAUAACUUUGCAGGGGUGUGGAUCACCUCAAACAGCGACCCCACAAUAAGGGGUAACGCCAUUUUUAACGGAAACCAAGGUGGUGUCUACAUUUUCGGUGAUGGCCGAGGCCUCAUUGAAGGGAACGACAUCUAUGGCAACGCCCUGGCAGGAAUCCAGAUCAGGACCAAUAGUUGUCCUAUUGUGCGGCACAACAAGAUCCAUGACGGUCAACAUGGCGGCAUAUAUGUGCAUGAAAAAGGACAGGGAGUGAUAGAGGAAAAUGAGGUGUACAGUAACACUCUGGCAGGGGUGUGGGUGACAACAGGCAGCAUGCCAGUACUGAGGAGGAACAGGAUACACAGUGGGAAGCAGGUUGGGGUCUACUUCUAUGACAAUGGCCACGGUGUGCUAGAGGACAAUGAUAUCUACAAUCACAUGUACUCUGGGGUUCAGAUAAGAACUGGCAGUAAUCCUAAAAUCAGACGAAACAAGAUCUGGGGGGGCCAAAAUGGGGGAAUUUUGGUUUACAACUCAGGUUUAGGAUUCAUUGAGGACAAUGAAAUCUUUGACAAUGCAAUGGCAGGAGUGUGGAUCAAAACCGACAGCAACCCCACGCUGCGCAGAAAUAAGAUUCACGACGGGAGAGAUGGAGGGAUCUGUAUUUUCAAUGGAGGAAGAGGUUUGCUAGAAGAGAACGACAUCUUCAGAAAUGCCCAAGCAGGUGUUCUCAUUAGCACCAACAGUCACCCCACACUGAGGAAAAACAGGAUAUUUGAUGGCUUCGCUGCAGGUAUUGAGAUAACUAACCAUGCUACAGCAACCCUAGAAGGCAAUCAGAUUUUCAACAAUCGUUUUGGGGGAUUGUUUCUUGCGUCUGGUGUCAAUGUUACAAUGAAAGAUAAUAAAAUACAAAACAAUCAGGAUGCCAUUGAAAAGGCUGUGAGCAGAGGUCAGUGCCUGUACAAGAUUUCAAGUUACACCAGCUACCCAAUGCACGAUUUCUACAGGUGUCAUACCUGUAACACAACAGACCGCAAUGCCAUUUGCGUGAACUGCAUCAAGAAGUGUCACCAAGGACAUGAUGUGGAGUUUAUCAGACACGAUAGGUUCUUUUGUGACUGUGGAGCAGGGACGCUGUCCAAUCCAUGCACGUUAGCUGGGGAGCCGACUCAUGACACGGACACUUUGUACGACUCUGCUCCCCCUAUAGAGUCAAAUACGCUGCAGCACAACUGAGCCUUAGACCUGGGGUCUAAACACAAGAUACUUUUAGUUGUGCAGCAAAGAGCAAGCCUGAACUAUAAUAUUCACUUUGAGAGAACAAAUACAGCUAAAAUAAAAUGUGGGUCAGGAAAUUGUUGAGGAAAAAGAAGCCUGAUGGAUGCCUCGCUUUUUUCUUGAAAAAAAGACAGGAGGAGCAGAGAGCAGCAGACUCAGGGUAUGCGGGUGGGGUUAAAGUGCAAGUUACCAACGGUGAGAUGGACAAAAGCCACCUUCACUCAUCUUACUUUAUGAAACGCAAGAACAAGAUCCUACAGUGAUGUACAGAUCCAGGAAGAAAUGGUCCCUCAUUCAAAGAUGCUUCCACCACUUCGGCGACAGACAUGCUCGUAUUUAACAUACGACGGGGGGAAAAAAAUGACCUAGCACUUCAGCCUCCCCUCCCCCUUCUUAAGAAACUGAGAUUUGAUUUUAUGCUUUUGUGUAGUUUUGUAUUUUCAUGCAAAAAUCUUACUGUACUUGAAUGUCUUUAUUUUAUUAAAUGUGUUUUUUUUUUUUGUUAUUCCCCACAAUUGCUGUAACUAUACUCAUGUCGCAGUAUCUAACUUCUUUCUGUGAAAGAGAUCCAAGAAAAAGAGGAAAACACUAAACAUUUUCUCCAGCAAUGUUGACUCUUGGUUGUAGCAACAGAAAAAACCAAUGCAGAAUUGUGCUUUGACAAGACUGGUUGGAACAUGUUAGGGGGGGAAAGUCAGGUGUGGUAUUGCAGCCUGCUUUACAGAUUCUAUGCAUAUUAUUUUCUACGUUCGUCUUGUUAAACAUCAGCCUACAGGCAUUCAAAUUACAGGCUUAAUC
Molecule: messenger RNA, 3694 nt
Organism: Cyprinodon variegatus (sheepshead minnow)
Lineage: Eukaryota; Metazoa; Chordata; Actinopteri; Cyprinodontiformes; Cyprinodontidae
Gene: fbxo11
Product: F-box protein 11
Exons: 22
Coding region: 326-2854 (842 amino acids)
Biological process (GO): protein ubiquitination; ubiquitin-dependent protein catabolic process; regulation of apoptotic process
Molecular function (GO): protein binding; zinc ion binding
Source: RefSeq, a predicted model, not a curated record